Chenopodium quinoa (quinoa) is the source of this 977-nucleotide messenger RNA. RefSeq names its product zinc finger protein 7-like. The transcript has a single exon. The coding region runs from base 118 to 660 and encodes 180 amino acids. The record is from RefSeq and is a predicted model, not a curated record. Lineage: Eukaryota; Viridiplantae; Streptophyta; Magnoliopsida; Caryophyllales; Amaranthaceae.
GAGAAGCAUCCUUUUCCACUAGGAUCUUUAAGAUGCUUCUUCAUCUUUCCUACUCUUAUUUAAGAGUAUGCAUGUCUAGUCCUUCUCCCUGCAAGAAGAAAAAUUGUCGGAUUUAAAAUGGUUUUGGAGAGGGAAGAUGGUCAAAACCAAACUGUCAACAAUGAUCAAAACGAGAUCAAUGUUGAGAUAGGUAAUUGGUUAAGCCUACGCUUUAUUACAGCUGAGGUAGAUUCAGACUGUGGUGGUACGAUUAAGACUUUUAAUUGCAGUUUUUGCCAAAGGAAGUUUUUUAAUUCACAAGCGCUGGGUGGCCAUCAGAAUGCACACAAGAGAGAGAGAAGGGAAGCUAGGAGGCAUAGACUAUUGAUGAAAGAAAUUAGGUCAGUGUCACCUAUUUGCAGUGCUCGAGUUGUUAGGUCACUUGGUAUUCAGCCGCAUUCACUCAUUCAAAAGUCUGUCAGCAGAGAGAUAUUGAUGUCGAGUGAAUCUCGGUAUAAUGAAUUCAGCUGUGGGUUUGGAACCACAUGGAGUGGUAAUCUAUAUAGGCCUGAAGAAGAAAUGGCGGCAUUGGUUUGGCCUGGAAGUUUUCGGACUCCAAAACAGCAGCCUUGCAAGAAACUCAUGAAUCAUAACGAGAUUGACUUGAAUCUCAGCUUAUGAUCAUGGUUUAUUCUUCCUCAAGCUGUCGGCAUAAAUAGAAACCUCAAUUCUGGUGCUAGCCAUAAGAUAAUGUAGUUUUUUUUUUUUUUUCCUUUCCGUUUUCUAUUUUCAGGAUAGGAUGAUCUCUAGAGCCAAACAAACCUAAUUAACCUGACCCAAAACAUGUGCCGCUUAAUACUUGAUUAUUGAUUAUUCUACGCUAUAUUUUGUUCUAAGCAAUACUGGUGAUCUUACUUGUAGUUUGGUUACCUUGAGAUAAUCUUAGCGUAAAAUAAUAACUAGCUUAAUAACUGUAGCCUUUGGACGGUGGUACGAGC